Messenger RNA from Mycena indigotica, 1026 nucleotides. RefSeq lists its product as uncharacterized. Bases 1 to 1026 code for a protein of 341 amino acids. The record is from RefSeq and is a predicted model, not a curated record. Lineage: Eukaryota; Fungi; Basidiomycota; Agaricomycetes; Agaricales; Mycenaceae. The transcript has 8 exons.
AUGGACGCAUUUCAUACUUUCGGUGGCUACCUUGUGGGAUCCUGGAUCGCGUCUCUGCUUUAUGGUAGUGCGCUUAUCCAGGCUGUUCGCUAUUUCUCCGGCUUUCCCGACGAUACUUGGCUGCGGAAAGGCACCGUGAUUCUUGCCUUAGUUUUUGGGCUUGUAGCGUUAAUUGCAGAUUAUGGCAACGUUUACAUUCCCCUCGUGUUAUAUUGGGGAAAUACAAGUGGUCCCACGAAGAUAUACUGGUCGAUUCCAACCUAUGGCCCAUUUAACGCUGCGGUGGGAGUGGUUGUGAACACUUAUCUCAUCACCCGUUUUUGGUCUCUGUCCAAGAAUAUUAUCAUAACCAUCAUACUUUCAGUGCUUGUGCUACUUUCGGCAUCUUAUUCUGACCCUUGUCGGGAGCAUCAUGCUGGGGACCACCGCGGGUACUUCUCCCGUGGGUCUUUGAUUGAUUUACGCCGUUGGUCACUGUCACUUACCAUUCGCGACAGGGCACAAUGCGAACCCGAGGAACUAUUUGGGCCAUCUCACUCGCUGCUUGUGUCAACCGACAUAGAUGUUGCUAUUGCUGCUGCUCUCGUUUGGAAACUGAAGAAGAUGAAGAGUGCCUUUAAAUCCACCAACGGACUCAUUCAUCGUCUUAUUAUUGGCGCAGUACAAACUGGAGCAACAACAGCAGCGCUUGCGCUUUUGUUACUGGCUUUUUUCCUUCUGAACCCAACCAACAGCGUCUCAUCUAUGUUCUUGUCUACCCUCGGACCAUGCUAUCUUCAUACUCUUUUCAUCAACUUCAACUCGAGGAGGGCCGCCAAUGGCACUAGUGGCGCCUCAAGAACGACCUCUGACAGCAGGCCGCAUAUCAACACAAUACUGGUGGACGGGAUUCAGGUCCACCGAACGGCAAUCGUCACGAUGGACCCACCAGAGGUUGACAAUAAUGGCAGGUCACGAAGGAUAGACAUUGAGAGCGUCGGGGUCGAUGGUGAUUCUUACAGUGGCCAAAAGGUGUCGGAACUCUAG